Fopius arisanus is the source of this 3685-nucleotide messenger RNA. RefSeq names its product facilitated trehalose transporter Tret1. The record is from RefSeq and is a predicted model, not a curated record. Gene Ontology annotation, biological process: transmembrane transport. The transcript has 10 exons. Gene Ontology annotation, cellular component: membrane. The coding region runs from base 563 to 1996 and encodes 477 amino acids. NCBI's taxonomy places the organism in Eukaryota, Metazoa, Arthropoda, Insecta, Hymenoptera, Braconidae. Gene Ontology annotation, molecular function: transmembrane transporter activity.
UCCAACCAUGACAGUCGGUUCUUUUGACAGCUGUGAUUCUUCAUGAACUCACAUGAUCGAAAUUUCGGAGGUCCUUUGCAUACUAAUUCAAAAAUAUCAAUAACAUCUUAUCAAUAUUCUUAAAUUAUCAUCGGAAUAAAUGAUUAUGAUUCAGGGAUUCAGGGACCGAAUGUUUUAUUCGAUUCAGUAGAUAAUUUAAUACGCGGACCUGUCGAGAAAUGGGAGGAAUAUCAACUGACGUGAAUAGAACUGAAUCUGUCACUUGUCGAUGACUUUCCCGAUGUCUGCUGGUGACUUUGAUUCGAGUGCAUUGACAGAUACGGAUAUGUGAACAUGACCGAGAGUGUCAAGAAGCGGAACAAUCUCAGUGUUAAGAAAUAAAGCAAUCACUCCCCAGAAAAGAACACAUUAAGCGUGACUUUUAACACAUUCCUCCGGAGUCGGCAUGAUAUUUUAUAGCAUGCACACCAAAACAACAUGAUGGAAACUAGUUUGAGGAAGGUGCUGAGGAGUGGUUGAUCAACGAGUUGAAAAGUUUGAGUUGUCCUUAAAAUUCGAGAACAUGUUGGGAUUCAAAUGUGACGCAUUGAGGAGCAGUAAACGACCUCAGUAUGUAGCAGCUAUUAUCGUGAAUCUAUCAGCGUUAUUCAGUGGAAUGCUUGGAGCCUGGCCCUCACCAAUGAUUUCUCAGCUAACGAGGGAAAAUCCGUCAGUGGGCACUGAACCAAUGACAGAGAACGAAAUUUCAUGGUUAUCUUCCAUCUCUUAUAUUUCAACAAUAUGUAUUCUUCCAUUUUACACAUGGUUAGCCGAGCGAUUCGGGAGGAAAACGAUGGGAUACUUUAUGGCACUAUCAGCAGCAGCAGGCUGGCUAUUCAUACUCUUCGCACAGAAUUUAUACCAUCUUCUGGUCUCUCGUUUGCUAACCGGACUCGUCCACGGAAUUUGUUUUUCUUCAGUACCAGUUUACGUUUCCGAGAUAGCAGAGGAAUCGAUCCGAGGACGACUGGGAAGUCUUCUCGGACUUGGUAUAAAUCUGGGCUUUCUCAUCACAUUCAUAUGCGGUGCCCUCUUAUCUUAUCACUCUUUUGCGAUUUAUGGGACAGUCGUGCCUUUGAUCUUCUUCGUAGCGUUCAUAUUUAUACCAGAGACCCCAAUCUAUCUGAUGAGGAAGGGAGAUGAUAAGCAAGCAGUUAGAUCUCUAAUGUGGCUGAGGAAUAACGACAAAGAGAUCGUUGAUCGUGAAAUGCUGCAGCUCGAAAAGGAUCUUAUAAAAAUGACCAACUCAAGUAAAUCUACUGGUUUGAUAGAUUUAUUCCGAGACCGUGGGACAAUAAAGGGAUUCAUCAUUUCUUUAGGACUGUUUGGUGGACAACAAACUUCGGGAUGUACAAUUGUGAUUAUGUACACAGCAAUGAUAUUUGAACUGGCCAAUAGUUCAUUAGCCCCGGCAUAUGCAGCGAUAGUUGUAGCCUCUAUUCAGCUUUUCGGAUCAUUGCUGGCACCUUUGGUAAUAGAUCGUAUCGGGCGAAGGGCUCUUAUCCUGCUAUCUUGCAGUGGGAUGGCGAUUUGUCACGUAUUAUUUUCUAUUUUCUUUCUACUGAAGAACAACAGCUACGAUAUUUCGUCAUUCUCGUUUGUCCCACUUGUUGCAUUGUCGGCUUACUCUAUUUUUUAUUGCAUGGGACUGGGUCCAGCUGCAUAUGUCGUUGCAACUGAAGUCUUGAAACCAGAUAUUGCUAGUCACGGUAUUUCCAUGUCGCUGGUGUUGGCGUUAAUCUGCGGCUUCGUUACCACCAAAUUCUUUCCAUUUAUAUCCAGUGAAUACGGCAGUCACGUAUCUUUUCUCAUUCUCACUUUAUUCUGUACUGCUACAUUUAUAUUCACAUUUUUGCUUGUACCUGAGACUAAAGGAAGAUCAAUGGUGUCAAUCUUCGAAGAACUGAAUGGAAAGAGAUGUGAUGGGAAUGGAUCUCUUGGAGAUGGAGAAGUGUAAUCACAUCCCUAUUUUGAAUGCAGCGACAACUUCCAGCUCCAGUCAGUGAAGAGUCCACUUGAAAAUUGAAAUAGUUCUCAUGAAAAUCGCGUACUAUUUGUGUGGCGCCUAGAGCUGUGCAGAGAAGGUACCAAAUAUAGAAAUCACGGGUAGAAUGAGAAUGGCAAACACUUCGCGUAUCUCCCUGACUGGAUGAGUCAAAUCACUCGUUGACCUUUCAUGCAACAUGAUAACAGUUGUUGGCUCAUCCCUUGAUGCUCUGGUUGGGGCUUCUAUUUCACGAAUUGUUCGGAGUAACUGCUCGUGCGCAACACUCCGGAAGGAUUGCCAAACGAUUGAACACCCGAAACGAGAACCCGAUGAUUGAACAUAGAGACGAAAUCGACAUUACACACUGGGUAGAAAGGGGAAUGCAUUUCGAUGGCUACCUCUGCAUUUCAUGGAUGCCCGAUCGAUCAGCUUUUUUUCUCUUUUUUUUUUGGGAUUCUUUUACGUUCGGAAUGAGGAAAACAUUCAACAGUUCUCGUUUUUCAAUUACUCCAAACCCUAAAUGUGAUGGGCGAAAAACUUUGACAUCUCGUUGCGGAAUCUGGAAUCGGUGGAGAUGCCCGUAUAUUACCCAACCAGCGGUUAUUGUCUGCAUGAAUUACCCCACUGAAUUUUACGGGAUAUUCGUUGAAAAGCUGUGGAUUCCAGCAGUUGCACCUCUUACAAGUAACAUGUAAAUGAAAAUUUUCGUAUAUCCGUCGGGGUGAGUGGAAUCCAGUGGUGGAUCAACCUGGAUGAGAUCCAAUUAAAAUCUCCUAGUGACAUCGUUAGUGGUGCAUGUAUCGUUUAAUAUACUCACGUGUAAACUGGAUUUCCAUCGCCUCCAUCCUUGAACCACAGGACCAUGUGAAGUGCAUCGUAUCCUGAUGGUGUUAUGUCACAGGGCCUCACCUCAAACGUCUAAUGGCCAACAGAACGCAACGAGCGAUAUCGCACAUGAUUUCGGAACCUCGAGGCUUGUUAUAUUUCACAUCGAGUUGUGGGAUCGAUUAAUUGGAUUCGCAACGGACACCGUACCACACAUUCUCUGUCUCCUGGAAAACCCGUCCAUCCGGAUAUAUCCGAUGGAGGUAUCAAGCGAAUUCUAGGGUACAAAGCUCGAGUGCUACUGCGAUCACAUCUGGGGCUUUCGACGCUAGUCCAUCCUCAUCGUUUACUGAACAUAAUUGAGAAGGACAGACGCAAAAUGGAAUGGAGAAGAACCGAGGACAAACGAGAUAGAGGUCUCAUUGCUGGAGUAGGCCAUAUGUCAGGAGGAAUUGUGCUUCGUGAGUCAUGAAAGUGUACAUUCUGCUACUAGUCGGUAAAGUGAUACCUUUCCGAAUGCGCAUGGAAGAUAUGGAAAAUGGGAUAGUUAAAUUAAUUAAAACACAGUUAAUGAACUGUAAUCACUAUUUCUUUAUUAAAUCGCAAGAGGAAGAAUACCGUCUGGACUCUAUCAAUAUCUCCAAGAGACUAAAGACUAGCCACAAAGACUAUAAGAACAUUCGUCACCAAAGAAAGAACCCUACAAUGAUUUCUUGUGAAACCAUUGUUUAUGUUUAUGCAAACUCUGAGGCGACUCCGUGGAGACCUCCAUAUCGAUUCAUUUUUGUAAUCAUCAUAAAUCAGAUCAAUAUAUUUCUAUGAAUUUUAACUUGA